AUGUUUUCCUCCGACCCGUGCAGUGACUUCCUGAUCCACAGAGCUAUUGAAGGUUGGGGUAAGCUGUAACCCCAUAGAGCCGAGGGCCAUAAGCCGCAGCAUAUGCUAAGCCAAUUCCUUACGGGCUGCUCUCAGAUAUGCACAAAGUUUAGGUCAAUCUGCUGGACCAAGUUGGAGGCCUGCCUUUUUUCCCCCGCUGCAUAUGUGACCACCUUUUGGCGCCUUGAGGGUCGGUGAAGUUGUAGCCGAGGUUAAUGCAACUAGGUCAACGCGCGGCCUCCUCACGGAGGACUUGCAGUUGUCCGAAGCUAGCACGACGGUGUGGAUACAUCAAUCCAAAACGGAAAUCCAAUGCUUAUAAAAGUUAUAUUCGCUAGAAUGCGCUCUGCUAUAUUACCCCUACUUACCCCCUUUUCUGUCCUUUUAUCCUCAGCUGUGAUCAGGAAAAGCGUGUGGAUUUGCGGCCACAGUAUAGUCCAUUGGGCCCGCGUAUGGGCAGUCAGCCGCGGCCUUGCGCCUAAUCUUGGUCUGCCACACGGUGUUCGAGUUUCCUGGUUCUCGAGAAAAGGCAUGCGCUGGGAAGAGCUUAUGCCAUUGCUGUGGGAAAAAGUCGCCACGUUCAGCCCUCCCGGCAUCCUUGUCAUUCAAUUAGGGGAAAAUGACCUUGCUUACAGAAGGAAUGCGGACUUGUUGUGGAAUAUAAAAAGAGACUUGGAUGCGUUUGCUGCCUUGUGCCCCAGAACAACGGUGUUCUGGUCCUCCUUCCUGAAGAAAAUUUUUGGCGUGGUGCGCUGA
This is a messenger RNA of Podarcis lilfordi (Lilford's wall lizard), 795 nucleotides long. The record is from the annotation of a GenBank genome assembly. Lineage: Eukaryota; Metazoa; Chordata; Lepidosauria; Squamata; Lacertidae.